GGCGGUGACACCGGGGGAACCGGAGCGACCCCGGCUCGUCCCCGCCGCCCGCUCAGCGUCGCCGCCGCGCCCGCAGCCCCGGAGCAGCCCCCGCCGCCCAUGGCCUCCGCGCACCCGCUGAAGCCCGCGCCGCCGCCGCCGCCGCCCGGGGAUGCGUUCGGGUACGAGGCCGCGCCCUGGCAGCCGGGCGCCACCCCCGGGGCGCUCUCCGUCGUGACCACGGUGUGGGGCGUCGGCAGCUCCUCCCAGAGCCAGGUGUUCGGCAGCCCCAUGGGCCCCGGGGGGAGCAGCUCCAGCGCACCGCUGCUGCCCAGCAUGGCAGGCGCUGGCUCGGGCGUGAGCUCGCCUGCGUUCCUGCCGCCGCAGCCCUUCGCUGAGGGGGCACCUGGGAAGGCGUAUACACAGCCGGGCGCCUACGGCCGCAGCACCUAUGGUGGGGCGCCGGGCUUUGCUGCCAGCUACAGCAGCGGCCCCGGCGCCAUGGGGCUCCCGUCACACGCUGGCCGUGGCCCUGCCGACUUCACCCAGGCUGCCGCUGCUGCCGCCGUGGCUGCCGCCGCUGCCACAGCCACGGCCACGGCGACCGCGACUGUGGCAGCGCUGCAGGAGAAGCAGAGCCAGGAGCUAAGCCAGUAUGGGGCGAUGGGCACGGGGCAGCCCUUCGCCAGCCAGUUCCUGCCCCACGCCGUGCCCCGCGGCCCCUCCGCCCUGAGCCCAGCUGGCAUGGCGGGCGUCCUGGGGCCGUCUGGCAUCUCGCCCGUGACCAUGAGCCCCACGCGGGCGCCCAGUGCCAGCCCCCUGUACGGAGGGCAGCGGGCACCCCUGCACGCCUACGCCGCUCCCCCCCCAACCCAGCAGCUGCCGCGCCACGGCCUCAAGCGGGCAUUCUCCAGCGAGGGAUACCUGGCUCAGCAGUACCUGCCAGGUGGGCCAUAUGCUGCGGCUGGCGCCCAGUAUGCUCCCAGCACCCCCCAGCCCUCCACUCCAUCCCCGUCCCCCUCUUACCCUGGGCACCGGCUGCAGCAGGGCAUGGGGCAGCUCCUCUCCGCUUCCGGCAGCACCACACCCUAUUACAAGCCAGCUGACCAGUUCAGUGGGCAGAGCACGGGCUUCGGCGCCUACGGCCAAGCGGGCGUCACCAGGCCGGGCCGCUCGCUGCCGGGGUACCCCAGCUCCCCGCUGCCCGGGAACCCCACGCCCCCCAUGACGCCGGGCAGCGCCAUCGCCCCGUACGCCUCCCCGGGCCAGGACGGGAAGGCGCCCUUCCUGCAGGAUGUGAAGCACAGUGUCGCCGCUCUGCACUCGUCCCCCUCGGGGCCGGCCGGCGGGGAGGAGCUGCGGCUGACCUUCCCGGUGCGGGACGGCGUGGUGCUGGAGCCCUUCCGCCUGCAGCACAACCUGGCCGUCAGCAACCACGUCUUCCAGCUGCGCGACUCCGUCUACAAGACCCUCAUGAUGAGGCCUGAUCUAGAGCUGCAGUUCAAGUGCUACCACCAUGAGGACCGGCAGAUGAACACCAACUGGCCGGCCUCCGUCCAGGUCAGCGUGAACGCCACACCGCUCACCAUUGAGCGUGGCGACAACAAGACCUCGCACAAGCCGCUUUACCUGAAGCACGUCUGCCAGCCCGGCAGGAACACCAUCCAGAUCACCGUCACCGCCUGCUGCUGCUCCCACCUCUUCGUCCUGCAGCUGGUGCACAGGCCCUCAGUGCGCUCCGUGCUGCAGGGGCUCAUCAAGAAGCGCCUGCUGCCCGCCGAGCACUGCAUCACCAAAAUCAAGCGCAACUUCAGCAGCGGGACUAUCCCUGGGACGCCGGGGCCCAAUGGUGAGGAUGGCGUGGAGCAGACGGCCAUCAAGGUGUCCCUCAAGUGCCCCAUCACUUUCCGGAGGAUUCAGCUCCCAGCCAGGGGCCACGACUGCCGGCACAUACAGUGCUUCGACCUGGAGUCCUACCUGCAGCUCAACUGUGAGAGGGGGACGUGGCGGUGUCCUGUCUGCAAUAAGACCGCCCUGCUGGAGGGGCUGGAGGUGGACCAGUACAUGCUGGGCAUCCUGAUCUACAUCCAGAACUCGGAGCACGAGGAGAUCACCAUCGACCCGUCCUGCAGCUGGAAACCCGUCCCAGUCAAACCUGACAUCCAUGUCAAGGAGGAGCCGGAGGGGCCAGUGCUGAAGCGGUGCCGGACGCUCAGCCCUGCACACAUGGUGCUGCCCAACAUCAUGGAGAUGAUCGCAGCCCUGGGGCCCAGCUCUGUGCCCUUCGCCCCGCUGCCCACAGCUGCUGCCCCCGACUACGGUACCCCUGGUUCCAGCUUUCCAGGAUCUGGGGGUUUCCCAGAGCCAUUCCCAGCUCCCGGUGUCCCUGGCACGCCGACACUGAGCGACUUUGCACCAGGAGCCCCCCCCAUCUCCUACCAGCCUGACAUCCCUGGGGGGCUCCUGCCUCCCGAGAAGCCCCCUGCACCCCCUCUCCCUGCACAGCUGCCCCUUCUGGGGCGGAUGGAGCUGUCACACUCGGCACAGCCGCUGCCGCACCGGAGCACACCGGCACGGCACCCACUGGGACCCCCCGGCUCUGCACACCCCACUGAUCUCGCCUUCCCCGCCGUAUCAGGCGAGGGGUCUGAGCCAACCCUGGAUCUCCUGCCCGAGUUGACGAACCCUGACGAGCUGCUCUCCUACCUGGGCCCCCCCGACCUCCCCAGCAGCAGCAACGAUGACCUCCUCUCCCUCUUCGAGAGCAACUGAGCUGCCCUGGCCCGCGGCGGGGCAUCUGGACCCCUGCCCAGGGCUCCCCAGGGGGAUGUUGUGGGACAGACGGACAGACAGGCUUUCCCCGCACGCUGCUGCCCCCAGAACCCCCUAUUUAUCGGGCCCGGCUGUAAAUGUGCGCUUGCCCCCCCGCUGUACCAGCCCCUGCUCCCACAUCCCCGCUAUUAAAGCAUCGUCCUCGGGCUCCGCGUCUGCCAAUGGGGCUCUGGGCCGGGGCUGCUUUGCAGCCCUAUUCUCCCGUAUCCCACACCCCGUAUUUCGCAUCCCCAUCCCGCAGCCUUGGGUGGCUCCCGGGGGUGGGAAGGCCACCUGCACCCCGGGCUCUGGGGCACCUCCAAUGCACACCUCUCCCGCACCCCAGGCUCGGUGGAGGCUUCCAGGUGGGAAGGCCUUCCCUGUGCACCCCCCCAUUCCACUUCCCUCC
Molecule: messenger RNA, 3199 nt
Organism: Cuculus canorus (common cuckoo)
Lineage: Eukaryota; Metazoa; Chordata; Aves; Cuculiformes; Cuculidae
Gene: ZMIZ2
Product: zinc finger MIZ-type containing 2
Exons: 18
Coding region: 100-2751 (883 amino acids)
Biological process (GO): regulation of transcription by RNA polymerase II; protein sumoylation
Molecular function (GO): zinc ion binding; SUMO ligase activity
Source: RefSeq, a predicted model, not a curated record